Molecule: messenger RNA, 2290 nt
Organism: Acanthoscelides obtectus
Lineage: Eukaryota; Metazoa; Arthropoda; Insecta; Coleoptera; Chrysomelidae
Source: the annotation of a GenBank genome assembly
UGAAGCAAAACAUGGUGCCAUGAUGUAGUUGCGGUAUAUAAGAACCAAGAAAUUUUCGGAAUUUUUAUGAAUCUGCUACUUAUUCAUUGGCAUUUUUGUGUUAAAUAUUUAGAUUGAGCUGCAUACUGCUUUGUUUUGAGUGGUAUAUAGGACUACUGAGUAAAUCUAGUGAUAUUUUGUGACUGGUUGCGUACCAUAAACGGAAAAACAAUGGAGCUGGGUGAUCGUGUUUAUGCCGCAGAAAGGAUCAUUAAGAAGAGGAAUCGAAAGGGGGUAACUGAGUACCUGGUGAAAUGGAAAGGCUGGAGCCAGAAGCACAACACAUGGGAGCCAGAGGAGAACAUCCUGGAUGUCCGACUGAUUGACCUGUACGAGCGCGGCCAGCAAAGGGGCGGCGCCAGUGAUGGUAGGCGUGGCCCCAGAAAGAGGGGGGAGAAACACGCAGCAGCCGCUGAUGAUGCAGGGGGUGGUGAUGAAAGUCAGGAUGAAGGUGGCGGUGGUGAUGAAAUUAAAAGUGGGAAGGAUGAUGAGAAAAAGGAGGGGAAAGAAGGUGGAGUUGAGGUGGAGGAUGAUGAUACUAGGGCUGGUACUGAGGAGACUACAGACAAUAACACACCCACACCUGCUGCUACUUCUGGAUCUGCUCACCACCAGACUGUAAAUGAAUCAGCACCAUCUACUACAAAUACUGUUGACCAUGAUUCGUCAAGUAAUUCAUCAGAUCAGAGGCCGUUGUUACAAAGAAUCUCAGAGACACAGAGCACAGGCACGAAGAGGAAAGCGGAAGUGCUUAGUAAAGAAAGUGGAAAAAUAGGCGUGACCAUAACGACGAGUGGUCAACAAGGGGCAGGAUCUCAACAUCAAGAGGCGGAGUCUCAUGCGAAAAAGACUGAUCGAUCUAUAUCUCCACCUACGAAGAUGAGCAAACUGUCAUUACCCCCAGUGGCACCUCCCACGUGCACGUCAUCAACCACCGCCCCGUCCAUCCCCUCAGCAUCCCCUCCAGCCGUUUUGACAGCCGGUGCUCCGGCCGCCCCUCGAACUUCUUCUCUAGGCGACAAGCAACGUUGCGCCAGCGUGGAUGCGACGUUGCCACAUGCAGUAACCAGAGAACCGGCGUCGCCCAGGAGGACGGCUGCUUCCGAGGGGGAGGAGGGGGUGAAGAAGGUAUUAACGGGAGAUAAAGAUGUAAGGCCUGAUGAUGUCAAACCAGUAAAUGGUCAUCAUCAUCAUUAUGAUAACAAUAAUGAACACCACCAAGUGCCAUCACCUCCAGUUCUGGCUAGUCCUGGUUCAGAAUAUUGGCUAGCAAGGAAUCCAGUAGCUGAUCAGGUUUUCAUCACCGACGUAACGGUUAACCUAAAAACCGUUACAAUUCGAGAGUGCAAGACCGAAAAGGGGUUCUUCAAGGAAAGAGAUGCCGCUGCUGCGGCCGCUGCGGCUGCUGCCGAGGACAGAAAUAACGCCAGAGACGUUGCGUGACGUAAAAGGAAACCUUAAAUUCAUCUGAUUUUAUUUGUACACCGGCCCAACGAGAGGGGAAUAUCGUAUCGUAUCGUCACCCCCAGUUCUCAGAGAGGCUCACUGCUCAGAGUGAAAUCGAUAUAAUCUCAAAAAAUGUAAUUAUAUUAAGUUUUUAGGGAAAUUGUUAAAUCGAUUGUGUGAUGAUGCAAAAAAUUUGGACUCGACAAAUAUAUAUAUAUCAAUCCCCAUCUGCUGCAGGCCCCAAACUUCAUCUGUGCCCAGGGCUCCCACAUAGCUUAAGACGGCCCAGAGUGUACUGAUAAUCUAAUCAUUCAAUGACAUGGCAAUGAUAUUCGACAGGUCUAUACUUGAAUUAACUUAGAUAUAAUACAAAGGGUACUAUAAAAGUUUUGCAAUACAGCUUUAUUUAUUGACUUCAUUCACACAUUCAAUAUCUUUAUCCGCCGAAACCAGUCCUUAAACCAGCUCUGCCAAGUUUCACCCGGGAGAGCGGCACACUCGUCCCAAGCCCUCAGGUCCUCAUCGCUAUAAAACCGUUUUACUUUUGGCUUCAUUUUCACACGCGGAAACAGUGCAAAGUCUCAGGGAGCAAGAUCUGGACUGUAAGGAGAGUGCUCAAAUAGUUUCAGUCCAGUAGUGGACAAAUACUCACUGCAGAAUUUGGCGCGAUGAGCUGCAGCGUUGUCAUGGUGGAGGUAACAAGUGUCCAUUCUUGAUAGAGAUCGACCGAAGGCGAUUUUUUGGCCGAAGCUGAAGCCGAACUUCGGUCUGCGGAUCAUCUUCGGCCUAAACCGAAGCCGAAGAU